GGGUGUUGCGAAGGUAUUUGGUGGUAUGCCGUACUAUAGAAUGGCUCAGGUAAAUUAUUUAUUUGGUGGUUGUUUUAUGCAUUGUCAUUUAUCUGCUGCUUGGAUUAAAAUUUAUAUAUAAUUCUGAUUAAAUUGUAAAAUAAACUUUUAAAAUAUGACAGUGUGCAUGAAAUUUCAUGUCCGUUUGUAUGGUACCACGUUCCGGUACGGCAUGAGAGGCAGGAUCAGGGUCUGAAAUUUAAAUUUUUCUCAGUAUCCAACUGGGACCAGGAUUCAACGUUAAGUAUCCCCCCCCCUGAGAAUCCAGUAUCCCAAUUCUGGAUCCUGGUUAAUACCAUACAGUACAUAAGUUUUAAUUCAUAUGCAAGUCACGCUUUCUGAUUCUGGACUACUAGAAUAUUUUCCUAAAUCCCUAAUUCCUAGUAUGUACUGUAGUUUAAACCACGCUUUCUGAUUCUGGAGUACUAGAAUAUAUAGUUUUCCUAAUACCUAGUAUGUAGUUUAAACAGCGACUACAUGGUCAGGAGUCAACAAAAUUUCAUCUCUUUUAUUAUCUUGUGUGCUCAUUAGGAUCAUUUUAAUAUUUUUUCAAAAUCAUUUCGCCUUCCAUUCUGCACUGUCAAGACGGGAUCAUGAUAUAGUCAGCUACGCCCUUAUUUCAUUUUAUAGUAUGGACUUUAAUUAUUGUAUUGUAAAUUUAGUGUCGCUCAGUGAAGAUCACCAUCACAGAUGAAGCAGUUCCAGUGCAAGUUGAUGGUGAACCUUGGAUGCAACCUCCUGGUGUUAUUAAAAUCGUACAUAAAAACAGAGCACAGAUGUUAGUCCGAGAUGCAGUAAGUAAACCGUCGUUGCUACUGUCUUUUAAUUUAAUGACGAACAGUUGCAGGUAAAACAUUGUCCAUAAUUACCUAAAUCUUCAAUGUCCACAACAAGCAUUUGAUGUAGUCCGUGUGUUGCAUGUGACCUCGAAAAGUGCCUAGAAAACGAUUUUCAUUAAGCAUGUCUUAGAUCUGAAAUAUUUUUACGGGAACUAACACUUUCGAACACGCUGAGUUCAAAUCCGAAAAGUUCCCACUCCGUAGACCCGCAGUUUUUUCACAAAAUGCUAUUUUAUCUUCACUAAUUUCACAACAAAUUUUUCAUUGUUCAACAUCACGGAUCGAUGACGAUACACGAUUAUGUCACUCAAAAGGACCAAUUUCUAUUAACCAUUCUUCCUUUUAACAAAAGACCGGUUUCGCUCGUAUCAUUUUGAGUUAUGUAAUCUUAUGCGUGUUGGACGUAAACAACAUAUCUUGUCUACAACUUUGAGAAGGUACAGAUAAUUCCUUCUAAUAUCCUUAGUUCUGGAUCUAUUUCUAUUAAAUCACAAGAACGUUAAUGUUAAGUCUUUGGGCUAUGUCUCUGGGCUGAGAAAUAAUUCCUUACAUGCGAUCAAAAUGUUUUAUACAAAGAUAUAAAACGGUAAUCUAUAUGUAAUGGAUCAGCACUGAAAUUUCCAACACUGUUUCCAAGACGUAAUUCAAGAGAUAACUUAUCAUUGCAUUUGAACUAUUACAUCAGUUGGUGUUAUGCUGUGCGAUAAGCGAGUAUUAUUGGAAAGAGGGCUUCUAUAUAAGUCGAAAUAAUCAAAUAAACAGCUCAUGCACACAUUUCUCCACUUCGCGGUAAGUUUACAGAGCGUAUUUUAUACUUUGUGACUGAUCUUUGUCUUUGAUGUGAACAUUUAUUCUUAUAGUUUAAGGUUAUUUAAGAUUGAUCCUGUCGGAAGUCUUCUACCUGCAACCAUUCGACAAUAUUUCGUUUUAGCGUUAUCAUCUUUGCCGUUACGUUGGCUUCGCGUUACUUUUGUUUUAAAUAUCUUGAUCGCGUUAAAAGAGUUAUUUUUCAGGCCGGUGACAUAGCUAAAAGACUUGACUUUAACGUCAUUGUGAUUUUAAAGAGAUAUCUCUAGAACUGAGGAUUUUAGAAAGCGUUAUCUGUACCUUCUCAAAGUUGUAGACAAGAUAUGUUGUUUACGUCCAACACGCAUAAGAUUACAUAACUCAAAAUGAUUCAAGCAAAACCGAUCUUUUGUUAAAAGGAAGAAUGGUUAAUAGAAAUUGGUCCUUUUGAGUGACAUAAUCGUGUAUCGUCAUCGAUCCGUAUCGUUGAACAAUGAAAAAAUUAGUUGUGAAAUUAGUGAAGAUAAAAUAGCAUUUUGUGAAAAAACUGCGGGUCUACGGAGUGGGAACUUUUCGGAUUUGAAAUCAGCGUAUUCGAAAGUGUUAGUUCCCGUAAAAAUAUUUCAGAUCUAAGACAUGCUUAAUGAAAGUGAACGAUAUCGGGUCACAACACACGGACUAAUGGUCUCGAUUGCUCGACCGAUCAGUUGAAAACUUGUCAAAUGAAAAGUGAAAUCUUGACGAAAUUAAAUAUGAGAAUUUUCCUAUCUGCGACUGUUGAUUGUUGGAAAUAUAACAUUACGGUGAGCUAUCUUUAUUUAUACUGAAUCGCCCUAUAUCAUUUCUCAAGUGUUUGGUAGAGUCAGACUGGAAACAUACAUUCAGGUCACAUGUGACUUUGGCAAAGUUAUAGCUAACACGAAAUAACUGUAUAUUUCAAGACAUGAAUCCCAGGUCCAGGAGGUGAAGGGAAUGCACGAGUCAAUGUGCCAUCACACAUCUUUUUAUUUAAUAGGAAUUUGAGAGUACUUUAAAAUCUUGGACUGAUAUUCAACAAGAGAAACACGAGAAACAUUAUUUAUCAGAAGAGGAAAAUAUGAAACAAAUGGUCUUCUCAUUGAGAGCUCUAAUUAAAUGGUUAGUUGAAAAAUUUGGCAGCCUCUUAGCAACCUAUAUAUAUUAGUUGUUAGUACAUCCGAUAAACCUGACAAAAGCUGGAUUGUAUUUAUUGUGUUAAGAUCGGACGUCAGUUACUAUACUGCAUGAGCAUUUCUCUCCUAUAUGUUUUGUAACUUAGUAAUUUUUAUUGCCAACAUCGUUUAACAAUUUCAUUUUCUGCAUAUCUAGUCUCGACUUUAUAAAACCCUGCAAACCCCCCUCCUUCAGCUCCUUGAUACGCCGCUCUUUAACUUGCAUUUUAAGGUUGAUCAGAAAUAUGCAGGCAUAUAUUUGUAAUAACUGUUCAAAUUAUGGUAUAAUCAGUAAUCAAUUAUGAUAUUCUAGCAUUCGUGUUGGUGUUUGUCAUACAUUAAUUCAUCAGAGACUUCUUCCUUUGGCUGAAAAUCUCGAGAUGAAACUCAAUAGAGUAUUCCCUGGAAGAAAACUCGCAGAA
This is a messenger RNA of Paramuricea clavata, 3276 nucleotides long. NCBI's taxonomy places the organism in Eukaryota, Metazoa, Cnidaria, Anthozoa, Malacalcyonacea, Plexauridae. The record is from the annotation of a GenBank genome assembly.